AUAUCCCGAAAUUAGCCUCCCUAGCUUCGACGGAGACCUAACACAGUGGCUGCAAUUUCGAGACACAUUUGAUGCCCUAGUCAACCAAGCUAGCUUAGCACCGAUCGUAAAAUAUAAGUACCUACGCAGUUGUUUACAAGACGGCGCACUUGAGGUAAUUAGUUCGCUCGAUUUCUCCGAGGACGCGUACAUGCUCGCGUGGCAGAUGCUUUGUGAACGUUAUAAUAAUCCUAAACGUUUAGUCACCAACCACAUGCGAGCCUUGUUCGACGUGGAACCGGUACCGUCAACUCCUUCGGGUCUAAGAGGUCUGUGCGAUAAUAUUUCCAAACAUUUGAGAUCUUUGCGCUCAUUAAAUGUACCUACCGAAAAUUGGGAUCUCGCAAUUAUUCACAUGUUAGUUAAAAAGUUAGACAGUCGAUUGCAAUCAAAGUGGGAAAACAGUGUUGAUUUGAGAAAAUUGCCUUCGUUGCAGGAUUUCAAAACCUUCCUAAAGAACCGAGCUGACCGGCUGGAAGCGACCAGCCCAGCAGUACCAUCGGACGCACCCAGCACUUCCAAGAAGGCCAUGGUAACCACGUCCGAACCUAUCAAGGUAACCUCCAAACAGUUUAAAUGUAACCAGUGUCCGUAUUGUUCGAGUACGCAUUAUAUUAAUCAGUGUCCAAAGUUUAGUGCAUUAAACGUUAUCGCGCGCAUCCGAGCCGUGAAUAAAUUACGAUUAUGCUUUAAUUGUUUGUCCGGAACGCAUGUCUUAACAAACUGCAGGGCCAGUACAUGUCGAGUAUGUAAGGGCAAGCAUCAUACGUUACUACACAAACCAAAUACCAACACUCAUGUAGGUAGUAACCCCGUACCAACGCGAUUACCAAUAUCAACGUUAAUCGACGAACAACCGAGUUCUAGUCAAAUCGAGACUACCUUGUCGAAUAACACUUUAAUCGAAAAACAAAUAAACAAUGCGCGAAAUAGGUCAGUUUUCCUUACAACAGCCCAAGUGCUCGUUAGGGAUAAGCAUAACAAUGUGCAUAAAAUGAAGGCAUUUUUAGACAAUGGCUCGCAAGAAAAUUUCAUUACCGAAAACGCGGCCAAAAAGUUACAAUUAAACAAGGAACAACUUGCCUUAAAUGUCAUAGGUUUCAAUGAAAAAGUGUCUAGCCUUUUAGAAUCGUGUGACGUAACAUUGCAUUCCUUAGACGGAACCUUUACAACGAAUUUGUCCUGUUUUAUUACGCCUAUAAUUUGUACUACCAACAUUUUAAUACCAAACGUGCAACGUUGGCACAUUCCGUCGCGUUAUAAAUUAGCUGAUGACGAGUUUAACUUAGCUCAAGAUGUAGAUUUGCUUAUCGGUGGGGAGAUAUUCUUUGAUUUACUUCUUACCGGUAAAUACAAGCUCGGGCCCGGAUUACCGGUUCUGAGACGCUCGCGAUUAGGAUGGAUAGUCACGGGUUCCGUACAAAAAAAAACCGAGUCUGCCAUUCAAUGUAAAGUUACAGUAGAAACUCAAUUAAAAAAGUUUUGGGAAAUAGAGGAGGGUUCCGCACCAAAUUUACCCUAUGAUGAAAAACAAUGUGAGGAUAUAUUUCUGAAAACUCACACUCACAACUCUGAGGGUAAUUUCGAAAUAGAACUUCCAUUAAAGCAGCCACCUACCAAGUUAGGUCAAUCUAGGCACAUAGCAUAUCGGAGGUUCAAAACAUUAGAAUCCAAGUUCGAGCGGAACCCCGAAUUUAAAGAUAAAUAUGUGAAUUUCAUGCGCGAGUUCGAACAAGCUGGCCAUAUGAUUCAAUUACAAGAUAAUUAUGAUGGCCCAUGUAAUUUUCUACCCCACCAAGCUGUUUUUCGCGACUCCCCCUCAACCCCUAUUCGAAUUGUUUUCGACUGCUCAUGCAGAACUGAUAACGGCAUUUCUUUGAAUGAUAUCCAAUACAAAGGCUCAAUAAUACAGGACGAACUCAUAAAUAUACUUCUACGAUUCCGAAAAUACCAAUAUGUUAUUAACGCUGACAUACAAAAAAUGUACAGAUGUAUUUAUGUUAAACCAAAUCAACAAUACCUACAAUGCAUAUUUUGGCGGGAAAAUACUCACCAACGACUCCAAAUUUAUAUGCUGACCACAUUAAGUUUCGGCUUAAAGUCAGCACCACAUAUUGCAACCAGAUGUUUGUUACAAUUGUCAAACGAAAACCAACACACAUUUCCAGCAGCUGCAGAGGCCAUAGCGAACCAGUUCUACAUGGACGAUUUUAUCGCCGGCGGCGACGACGAGAAUCAGGUAGCUGAAACUGCAUCACAGGUGAACGAGAUCCUGCGGGGAGCCAACUUCACGCUGCGGAAAUGGAAGUCCAAUUCCGAAGUCAUCAUAAAACGGGGCUCGAGUCAGCCAAUUUCCUGGCGGCGCUGCGACGAUUCAUCGCCAGGAGAGGUAAACCGAAGGAGUUGGUGAGUGACAAUUCAACAACCUUUCAUGGGGCUAGUAACGAGCUAAAAGAUUUACAAAAAUACCUACAGGACAGCUCGAGCGAGCUAGUAUCUCAUUGCGCAGACGAGGGCAUAAAAUGGAGUUUUAUUCCUGUCUAUACACCUCAUAUGGGGUCCCUAUGGGAAUCUAGUAUAAAACUUACCAAAUAUCAUUUAAAAAGAGUGUUAGGGUUAUCUUUGUUAACUUACGAACAAUUUGUAUCAAUCCUAUAUCAGGUAGAAUCUAUGGUAAAUUCUAGGCCACUAUGUCCCUUACCUAGUUCAAAUCCUGACUAUCCUGUCCUUACGCCAGCUCACUUUUUAAUUGGAAAAGCACCAAAUUCACUUCCGGACGAAGAUUAUAACCAUGUACCAAAGAACCGAUUAACUCACUAUCAACUUUUGCAACAAAUCACGCAGGACUUCUGGCGGCGCUGGUCACGUGACUACAUCGGAACGCUGCAGGAACGCACGAAGUGGAGGAGCGCGCGCGGCCCAAGCCUCGCAGUCGACACCGUCGUCCUGGUACGAGACGAGCGUCUGCCGCCCUGCCGGUGGAGGCUGGGCAAGAUCGUCGCGACGCAGCCGGGCCGGGAUGGCGUCACCAGGGUGGCCGUCAUCCGAACCGCCAGAGGGGACAUCCAACGCGCGUUCAAUAACAUUUGUCCAUUACCUACUUCGGGUGAAGUCAUAUAAGUAGUAAAUACCUACCAACAGUACCAACCUAAUGUAAAGUUCAAAUAAUUAUAACUAAGUGUCUAAUAAGUAUAAUUAAGUACCUAAAUUACCUUACUUACCUAGUACCUAUGUACAUAAUUAGAAUACCUACUCCCUAUUUAAAAUAAAAAUCAUUUC
Cydia strobilella is the source of this 3318-nucleotide messenger RNA. RefSeq lists its product as uncharacterized. Gene Ontology annotation, molecular function: nucleic acid binding. NCBI's taxonomy places the organism in Eukaryota, Metazoa, Arthropoda, Insecta, Lepidoptera, Tortricidae. Gene Ontology annotation, biological process: DNA integration. The transcript has 2 exons. The record is from RefSeq and is a predicted model, not a curated record. The coding region runs from base 2341 to 3159 and encodes 272 amino acids.